Messenger RNA from Owenia fusiformis, 1052 nucleotides. The record is from the annotation of a GenBank genome assembly. NCBI's taxonomy places the organism in Eukaryota, Metazoa, Annelida, Polychaeta, Sabellida, Oweniidae.
CAAGAUGUUAUACCUGCAUCAGAUGAAUGAUUUGAAUACCAGUAUAUAAAAUAAUAUUCUUUGAAAUGGCAUGCCAUGUAUGACAUACACGGGAAGGUUGAAAAAGCCUCAGAUUAUGUGAUAGUCGCAUUGCCAUAAGUAUAGUACGAGCGGUUAUAACUUUAUACACAAAAACACGCACACGUAGCUAGCGAUCGCAAAUAUGAAGAUUGCUUUGAGCUGGACAAUUGCAGUUUUGCUAUUAAGCACUAAGGUUAACCUCACUCCGAUAGACUCCUGCGCUCGGUCAAUGCUAAUUGCAAAAUACAAAGUUGCGAUUAAAUAUGAUACUCAGUCCUCUGAUCAGACUGUUUGUCAAUAUGACCAAGAUGUUGCGACUGCUUUAAAUCAAGAAUUAUCAACCUGUGAUAAUUACACAUCAAAACUGAUACAAUAUUGGAUUAUGGCAGCAACUUUGGAUUUCGAAUUAAUAAGUGUCAACGAAGUCAACUGCAAUCUUGUAAAUGAAAUAAUAAAAUUACGCUCCUUCCUCACCCAAGCCAACCAAAAGAAAACAUCUAAAGCUGAUAAGAUCAUUGCAGCUUUACCUGAUGCAAUGUUGGAAUGCGCUCGUGAUGUCGUGGGUCGAGUAUCAAUAGAGAAUCUUGCGAAGUACCACAAUAAGGAUGGUUACAGAAUAGCCCAAAUUGCUUUAUGGAAUAGUAUGGUCUACAAUGUGAUUAAUUGUGCAAAGGCGGCUGGUGUUGUAGUUAAGUGUAAACACAAAAGUUUCCUGUAUGAGCUUGGUGCUCUCAACAUUGAUGUAGUCACAAAAUGGAUGACCGACUUCCCGGAUGUGUUCGUGUGAGUGAAUCGUCAGCCGACAGUCGGAAGUUGAAUUUACGAAUGCUACCUAGUAAGCAAAAACCAACUCAUCAACAUAGAUCAUCCUGUAGAAUGUGCAUAUGAGACUAAUUUGAAAAUAAAUCUUUUGUUGAAAACUCCUAAAUUUUCCUAUGUACUGUACUUGUAAUAAUGUUAAAAUCGCUGGUCAACGUCUGUUAGCAGUGUAU